Clupea harengus (Atlantic herring) is the source of this 2619-nucleotide messenger RNA. RefSeq names its product aldehyde dehydrogenase 8 family, member A1 (gene aldh8a1). NCBI's taxonomy places the organism in Eukaryota, Metazoa, Chordata, Actinopteri, Clupeiformes, Clupeidae. Gene Ontology annotation, molecular function: retinal dehydrogenase (NAD+) activity. Gene Ontology annotation, biological process: retinoic acid metabolic process. The record is from RefSeq and is a predicted model, not a curated record.
GAAGGGAAAUCAACCCAUUGGCUAGGGACGAAUUUGAGCCAGUCCACAAAUUCAAUUUGAGAAAUUGACUCAUCUACGAUCUAGUCGUGUGGGUGAUAGUCAGGCUAUUUUUGUAAGUGUACAGUUUUGGUGGCCUACAGAUUUAAAAGAAAACGUUAUGCCUGUCAACGGGACCCACCUGGUGCUGGAAAACUACAUUGGGGGUGAAUUUCUGCCCUGUUCUGCUUAUAUCGACUCGCACGACCCGUCCACUGGAGAAGUGUACUGCAAAGUUCCGGACAGCGGUAGUGAGGAGGUGGAUGCUGCUGUGAAGGCGGCCAAAGAGGCCUUCCCUGAUUGGUCCUCUAGGAGUCCGGCCGAGAGAGCUCAGGUGAUGAACAAGUUGGCCGACCUGAUGGAGGCUCGCCUGGAAGAGUUCGCUCAAGCUGAGUCUAAAGACCAGGGGAAGACCAUAACGUUCGCCAGCACUGUGGACAUCCCCAGAUCAGUGCACAACUUCCGCUUCUUUGCCUCCUCUGUGCUGCACCACACAACUGAGUGCAGUCAGAUGGACCACAUGGGCUGCCUCAACUACACCAUCCGCAGCCCUGUAGGAGUGGCGGGCCUCAUCAGUCCCUGGAAUCUGCCCUUGUAUCUGCUCACCUGGAAGAUUGCCCCGGCCAUCGCCGCGGGCAACACUGUGGUGGCCAAACCCAGUGAGAUGACGUCUGUCACUGCCUGGAUGAUGUGCAAACUAAUGAAUGAGGCUGGUGUGCCCCCUGGCGUGGUGAACGUAGUGUUUGGCACAGGCCCUCACGCGGGCGACGCUCUGGUCGGCCACCCUGACGUGCCGCUGGUGUCGUUCACCGGGAGCACAGCGACGGCGCGUGUCAUCACUGAGCGCGGCGCCCCCUACUGUAAGAAGCUGUCGCUGGAGCUGGGGGGCAAAAACCCUGCCCUCGUGUUCGCCGACGCAGACAUAGAGCAGUGCGUCGCCACCACAGUGCGCUCCAGCUUCUCCAACCAGGGGGAGAUCUGUCUGUGUACCAGCAGGAUCUUUGUGGAGAGAAGCGUCUUCCCAGAAUUUUUGGAGAAGUUUGUGGCAGCUGCUCGGAAAUGGAAGACUGGCGUUCCCUCGGAUGUCUCCAACAACAACGGGGCACUGAUUAGCAAAGAGCACCUGGAGAAGGUGCGAGGCUUUGUGAAACUGGCCCGUGACGAGGGUGCCCAGGUGCAUUGUGGGGAGGGUGUUGACAAGCUGGACCUCCCAGAACGCAACCGGGGUGGCUACUUUAUGUCCCCCACCAUCAUCACCGGGGUAACUGACUCCUCCCAGCUGAUGCAGGAGGAGAUCUUUGGGCCCGUCACCUGUGUGACGCCCUUUGACCAGGAAGAGGAAGUGAUCUCACGGGCUAAUGGUGUACGCUAUGGCCUGGCGGCCACAGUGUGGACACGGGACGUGGGGCGCGUGCACAGAGUUGCUAGACGACUGCAGACGGGGCUGGUGUGGACAAACUGCUGGCUGGUGAGGGAUCUGAACCUUCCCUUUGGAGGGAUGAAGAAUUCUGGAGUAGGGAGGGAGGGGGGGAAGGACUCCUAUCACUUCUUUACUGAGGUCAAAACAGUCACCAUCAAACAAUGAGCAGAACGCGCACACACACAUACACACACACCGACACAAACAUGCACAUAUACACACACACACACACAUACACACCACACAUAUAGACUCAUCUGUGCAUGCAGAACAUGUAACAUACACACACAACGUACAUGUAACACACACACACACACACACACACACACAUAUAGACUCAUCUGUGCAAGCAGAAAAUGUAACAUACACACACAACGUACAUGUAACAUACACACAUACACAUACAUAUAGUCGACACAUGGGCGUUUGGAAGGUCAUGAUAAGAUUAAAUGGGAGCACCUGGACAGGUUAGGUUAAGUAACCUGCUGUUCAGAGAAAAGCCUACAGAAAGGAGAUGGCAAUGCUCAUGAGCUGGUUUAGUCAGAAUUAACUUGGAUCCGCAGGUAGUAUCUACUGUUAGAGUGGUGUAGAAUUGUUUAGUAUAGAGUGCAGCAUGUAGUAUUUACUUUUACAGUAGUUUAGAAUUGUUUAAUAUACAAUGCAGAUACUUUGUUAGAGUUUAGAUUAGAAUUAGUAUCUAUUGAUAAAAUUAGCUGAGCCAUUAAUAUGAAAAUGUGAGGAAUUAUUUGAAAAUGUAUCAGUGUUAGGAUAAAGUCUUGCUAGGAUACAGAGUGUGUAAGUGUGUGUGUGUGUGUUAUUCUGCGUGAGUUUUAUGAAAAUACACAAGCCAUGUACCAGACAUGUUCACCUGGAAAUGAUGAUACCUGAAAACUCCUGUUGAUCCUGUUGUGAAAUGACUUGAGUGUGGUAGUGCUUUCAGAACUGGUUUGACAUAAUUUCCAGUAUAUCUCAAUACUGUGCUGACACAGAUCACUAUUACUAUGACUUUGGUCACUGAUACCAUGACAUGACCUUUUUUUUCAUACCAUCUAAUCCUUAGUUCUGAGGAUCUAUUAGUGCUUGAUAAAAUGUGUGUUAUGUCACCGAACUGUCAGGUUUUUUUUUUUCAAACAUCUUUAUAGAGUAAAUGUCUCUCACAUCAA